UCUCUAACUAUUCAAUUAGUCUUCUUUUUAUUAUUAUUAUUAUUAUUAUUGUUUCUUGUUUCGUAUCCUUAUCGCCAAUUCUCUGUUUUUUUUAUUUUUAUUUUUUUGAAAAAAUUUCUGGGUAGGCGUCAUUUUUGUUCUCUCUUUUCAAUAAUUACUUCAAUCACUGUGUCUUCUAGGUGUUAGCUCUCUAUCUGUGAGGUAUUUCUGAUUUUCAAUCCGUUUCUUUAGGUGAUUGGCAACCUUAGUCGAAGAGAACUGUGUUUGUGUAUAAUGACUGAAUUCAACUUCUAAAUUGAUGGGUUAAUUUCUAGGUGAUUAAAAUAUUUCUAAGAUCUAAAAAACUUUUGAUUUGUAUUUGAGUGAGUGACCUAUGCUUCAGGGUUUCACCAUCAGCAAAAUACCUAUGGAUGUGAUCCUGGGUUUCUUCGAUCUGCUGAAGCAAACGUUUGCUGCUCAGUCCUAAGCUUAAGAGAGUCUUGAAUCAUGAAGUUGAGAAAAGGGAAUUCUGUGGAAAUCUUGAAAAGGGAACAUGAGCCUUGUGGCUCCUGGUUUCCUGGCAGUAUAAUAUCAGUGUUUGGGGAUUAUUAUAUUGUUAGGUACGAUUCACUUGCAGACAGUGAGGGAGAGCCUGUGAUGGAGAAGGUGCACAAAGAGGAUGUUAGGCCUCAGCCUCCUCUUAAAAGGGGAAAAAGAUGGAUGGUUGGUGAUGUAGCUGAUGUGUUUGAUAUUCAUUGUUGGAGAGUUGGGAAAAUUGCAAAGGCUUUGAAGAAGAACCUUUUUGUCAUAAAAUUGUUUGGAUCCAUCCAACUCAAAGAAUUUCAUGAAUCCAAUCUCAGGAUUCGGCAGGUCUGGCAUAACAAUAAUUGGUCAGUGAUUUGGAAGGUUCAAAAUAAAGAAUCUACUGAAAACUUCAUGCAUAGUAAGUCAAAACUUCCUGGUAGCUUGAAUUGCAGUUCUCCAUUAGCUGAAUUAAUAGGCAAGGGUUCAUGCUUAGCAAAGAGAAAUGAGCAGAGAGGCCUCAAGGAUAUGCACAAUAAUACCAAAAUGUGUCAUCCUGCAAGAAUGGUAAAAAGAAGCAACAUGAGUUGUCUUGACAGAUCUUCUAAGGACCUAUUUUCUUGCGUGGGAAGAGGCCGCAGACCUCUUACAAGAAAUCUUCAUUUGUUUAGGAGUGCAGGUGAUGUUUCUUCUCAACAAGUGAAAGAUGAGAAAUUCACCAAGAUUGAUGCUGAUCUAGCAAAAGCAACUAGUGACUGGAUAUAUAAUUCUUCAAGGCCUCUUUCAACUGAAGAUAGCGACCAAUGCUCUGUUGCUAGUUGUAGUUCAAAUGAUUUUGCUCUGUCUUCUAAUCAUAAUUACAAUAAAGCAUUUGAAAACACAUCUGAUAACUCGGAUGCCGAAUCAUCAUAUCCUUCAUCUUCUGCCGCAUAUUUGGAACAAAAGUUAGAGGCCGACAUACAUGAACUAGAGUUUCAAGCUUACAAAUCAACUGUGCAAGCAUUGUAUGCUUCAGGUCCUUUAAGCUGGGAGCAAGAGUCACUUUUAACAAAUCUUCGCCUAUCCCUUCACAUAUCAGACGAGGAACAUCUACUCCAGCUGAGACACAUGUUAUCUACUCAAGUUCUGUAAUAAUCUAUAAUGCUUUACCCUUCAGUUUUUUUUCCUCUGUUGCACCCAAUGGCAAACUUGGGAAGAGGUUCCAGCUUAUCCUCAAACAUUUAAUAGUUCUUUUUGCAGCUUUUUUGGCUUUUGAAAGUACAUGCCUGUAAAUUAUGUUAAGAGGAUUUUAGUUAAUUUUCUUAGAGCUCAGCUCCUGAAUUUCAA
Messenger RNA from Manihot esculenta (cassava), 1827 nucleotides. RefSeq lists its product as uncharacterized. Lineage: Eukaryota; Viridiplantae; Streptophyta; Magnoliopsida; Malpighiales; Euphorbiaceae. The record is from RefSeq and is a predicted model, not a curated record. The transcript has 3 exons. The coding region runs from base 487 to 1632 and encodes 381 amino acids.